This is a messenger RNA of Nilaparvata lugens (brown planthopper), 1084 nucleotides long. Its product is annotated as DNA repair protein complementing XP-C cells homolog. Gene Ontology annotation, cellular component: nucleus; nucleotide-excision repair factor 2 complex; XPC complex. NCBI's taxonomy places the organism in Eukaryota, Metazoa, Arthropoda, Insecta, Hemiptera, Delphacidae. The record is from RefSeq and is a predicted model, not a curated record. Gene Ontology annotation, biological process: mismatch repair; nucleotide-excision repair. Gene Ontology annotation, molecular function: single-stranded DNA binding; damaged DNA binding. Bases 285 to 734 code for a protein of 149 amino acids. The transcript is spliced from 4 exons.
GUACAAGAAACACCCACUCUAUGCCUGCAACGGCACCUGUUGAAGUCCAGGCGAUCUACCCGUGAUGCGCGACCCUCGGCUUCAUUCGCAAUGAGCCGGUCUACUCGCGAACGUGUGGGCCGAGCUGCACUGUCGCGAGUCCUGGAUCAAGUUCGCCAAGGUGGUGCGAGCCGGCGAGGAGCCUUACAAGGUGGUCAAGGCCAGGCCCAAGUUCGACAAGAUGACAGGUGAAUUUAGGAGCGAUCUACCGCUGCCUCUAUUGGGCCCCUGGCAAGUGGACGACUAUGUACCACACCUGCAAAAGACGGCAGGUGCCUCGUAACGAGUAUGGCAACGUUGAACUGUUUCAACCCAGCAUGCUUCCUGCCGGGACUGUACACCUCAAAUUGCCCGGUCUGAACCGAGUGGCGAGGAAGUUGCAGAUAGACUGCGCCCAGGCAGUGGUGGGGUGGGACUUCCAUGGAGGCUCCAGUCACGUGGUUAUGGACGGGUUUGUCGUCUGUGAGGAGUUCGAGGAGACGCUGACCGAAGCUUGGCAUCAGGAACAGCAAGAAGCCGAAAAACGUGCCCGAGAGAAGAUGGAGCAGAAGGUCUACGGAAAUUGGAAACGGUUGAUUAAAGGUCUGCUCAUUCGCGAAAAACUCAAACUGAAAUAUGGUUUUGAAAUCGAGGAAGAGGUGGUAGCUGGCACCUCUGGUAAGGGUCACAAGAACAAGAAAACAGCGAAAAAGUAAACCAAAGUAGUUAACAAAAAUAAGAAUUCCUUGCAGGCAAAAACAUUGAAGACAAAAAGUGAUUAAAUCCACGGCAUAUAAAAGUAUAUCUUUUUAUGAGUACCGUGAAUAAAUGUACAAAAAUCUCGGAGACAUUUGUUUAGGAAUGUCGUUGGGAUAUAAAACUAGAUGUAGGUUAAGGUUGAAGAUUUUUUUUCCAAAAUAAAUUUAUUAAUCAAGAUUUACAGAUUAAGAUAACUAGAUUAAGUGCCGGUUGCCUAAAAGCCGGUUAAAUUUUAACCGUGAUUAAUUCCACAAGAAACAAUCAGAGAUAGCCGUCUUUUCAAAAAUGCCUCUCUGAUUGGUUAUCG